UAAGAUUUCUUUCAUUUUGUUUUUGAAAAUGCUUCUAUGUUUGCUUAGCUUGAUUGAAUGGGUUUAAUUAAACUACUGUAAACGUGUAAGGUGUGUGUAUUGGUUCUUUUAGAAGUAAAUUCUGUACUAUAUUGCAAGUGAAUAUGGGUGAAGUUCGAAACUCACCAUGUCCAGCCAGUCUUAAAGAUUAUUCGUGUUGAAUGCAAUUUGAUUCAUACUCACGCCUUCGUCUAAAAAUUUUACACGCUUCAAAUUCGCGGUCCCGCGGAACUAAUUGAACUUCUAUAGCAAGCAGCAAAACUUUUCAUUUCAGUAUUGUCCCGUUGUGUUGAAGAUUGAAAGCAAACGCUAGAAUCUCAAUUAAAGCGUCCCAUUAAUUUCAAGUCCUGUCGUUUCAGUGUGUCAUCCGUCACUUUAAAUGUUGGUAUAAGAAAUAUUUCCCCUACAUGCGAAACCCGCUUGGACAGGACGUACGGUUUUAUUUCAUGAAGUUGUUAGCACUAUAAUUAAAUCGGUAGUGAAAUACUCGUAUUCAAGUUUCUAUUUUCCGUAAAUGAUCGAAAAAGUUGAUGCAAUUCUCGAUUUUCGGAGUGAUGCGUGGCUUUACCUUUAAAAUUUGUCAGAUUAGGUCUCUUGAAUUCAAACUUGUGCAUCCAUGGGGAUUGUGUGCUAAGAAUUCAGCUCUGGACAGCGUCCUCUUGUUACUUCAUGUGUUAUUGGAAAACCGUUGAGGGCGCUACUGAUUCGGAAGACUUUCACAAGAGCUCUUUCCCGUUCGAUGUCCCGGAGAAAUAAGGGGAAACUAGCAUUACGAGUCAUGGCAUUGCAAACUCUGAAUGGAAAAACGUGCGAUCAGUUCGAAACGAUGAGGGAAUAGGACCGAAGUCAUUAUCGCAUCACAUUAAUUUCGAGCAGGUGGUCGUAUAUUGGUGUUGAUGUAGGUGAUAUAGAGCUAAUUGUGACACACUGAAGCGGCACGCUUUAAACUUAUCAUUCCACAAAUCCCAUUCCGUUGUGGAAUUUUCGUGUGUGUGUAUCCCGGGGGUGAAGCAGGCGGUGCAUUGUUUUUGACAUUCUGAUAUACAGGGAUGCACUUCUUUUUAAUCGAUGCCAGGUAACGCGUGCGAAAUUUUGUGAAUGAUCAGUAUACAUUUGCGCGGGAACUUUCUUCGUAAGCUUUUAAAACCAAAACAUGUUAUGCUUCCUGCGUAAUUUUAAAUGAGUUGACUGUAAGUGCAUUUUUGGAAUUCAAGGGCCAAACGUUGUACAGUAUCUCGUUUUAAUUACCUCAACCCGAUCUUAAUGGCAUUUUUCUAAUUUUUCAUCGAUGCUUUUUCAUUAUUGGUGAUCGGUAAAGUAAAUUUCAAUCUUCGCAGAGGAUAUUUAGUUUCUUGCUGUUUUUAUUUUUGUAGUCUGCAGGCGAUGGUGGCGAUUUUUGGUGAUCGGGUCAUGACCGAAUGCUUCAUUGUGAAGUUUCUACUGAAAUGUUAUGCUUCCUUCAAGAAUUGAUCACGUUCAUCAUUCAGAAAAGUACAAAAGAUAUUCGUAUAGUAUCCGAAUAAUUUGAAUAUGCACAAAAAUAAAUUUUAAGAAAUAAAAAUCGUCUACAGUAUUUUCGAUCAGCAAAUUCUGUACUGCAGUAAAAUCUCGUUUCAACUAAAUCAUCAGGACCAGUGAAAUAGGUUCGUCGUUGUGAAAAAAAAAAAUCAUCCAGUAAGUCAUUUAACCUCUUGGCUACUGGGCAAUGUCUUGUAAAACGAAGAAUUCGUUGUACCGAGAUUCUGCUGUAUAUCUUUAAAAAUUAGUCGACCCAUACACAUACUUAUAAUUUGAGACUUGAGGAUAGGAAUACUGUAGGUCGAAAUCUGAUAUUUUACGGAAAUUAAUGUUCAGCUUGAAAUUUCAGUGUUCUUGUCUUCUUUGUGAUCUAAUUUGUUCAUGUUUUUGAUCAAGUUUUCACAAAAGGAUGAAGGUUAAUGUUUUAAUUUGCGACGUUAUGUGAGGAAUGUCAUAAACCGGUGAUUUCAUUUGUGUGUGUGCUAAGCCUCUUCUUUGUGGAGUAACUUGAUCAUGGUUUUUGGUUCAAACUUCAACACCUGUUGAAUGUGCCGACAUAUUUACAUUCAAAUGUUGUGGACCGUAGCAGUUGUGCAUGCCUGCUAUUUCGAACGUUUUUUUCGGGCUUCUUGAUGUAUUUUGGAGUGGGAACAGUUCUUCAGCCAGGCGAGAGCAACGCAGUAUUUUCAUCUCUUACUGCGAGGCCGAAUCAGUGUUUGGGUGUUGCGUGAGUGUGUGUGUGUGUAUGAGGGACUUUUGAAGAUGAGUUCGUCGUCGCACCCCGUUCCGUUUAUUGUGUCCGGUCGCGCGGCUGCAGGUGGCGGGGAGCCGGAGCCGGAGCCGAACUCGAAGAAUAUUUUGGUCGCUGUCGACGACGAAAUAGUUGUAGGCGACGACCCGUCCGGGCGAGUGCGGGUACCCUCAUCUAGUAGUUCCGUUGCGACAGAUGAAUCCUCGUCAACCUCUGCGUCAGUGACUGUCCCAGACGUCGGGUAUCAGCAGCCUGGGGCUUUGAGAUAUUUGGCAGCCGACUCGCAGUACGUUGCUGGCUCGUCGCGUCGCAGCAACAGCGUGACUAGAGAGAAUCAGCCUUUGCUCGGGGCCAGGAUGGAGAUGGAAAUGUUUCACAACAACUUUCCGGAUGAUCCGGAGUUUGCGGAAGUGAUUGCCAGUGUUGAAACGGCUAUUGAUGCGGGAAUUUUCCCGGAACGGAUCUCGCAAGGAACCUCUGGGAGCUAUUUUGCAAAAAAUCCGGAUGCUAAACCUGUGGGAGUUUUCAAGCCCAAAGACGAAGAAGUUUAUGGUCGCUUGAAUCCAAAAUGGACAAAGUGGAUCCAAGGAAUGUGCUGCCCUUGUUGCUUCGGACGGUCUUGUCUGGUGCCGAAUCAAGGUUACUUAUCCGAAGCUGGGGCAUCUCUGGUCGACGAAAAACUGGGACUCGGAUUAGUUCCGAAAACGAAAGUCGUGCGACUCGCUAGUGACUCAUUCAAUUAUAUGCGUUUAGAUCGUGAGAAAAGUAGGGCGAAGAAGAUGGUGUACGAAAAGUUCCCCAAAGUGGGAAAGCAUUUCCACCGCCUUGGCUUGCCGCCGAAAGUUGGCUCGUUGCAGAUGUUCGUCGAAAAAUAUAGGGGCGCAGAAGAGUGGUUGCGUCGCUUUGAAACGGAACCGCUGCCUCCGAAUUUGGCUCGCGAUUUCCAACAGCAGUUCGAAAAGCUUGUUUGCUUAGAUUAUAUCAUACGUAACACGGACCGAGGCAACGAUAAUUGGCUCAUUCGCUACGACAAAGGGCCGACGGAAAUCAGUGCUGACGGUGGCAAUGCAGGUUGGUCCGUGUUGACCGACAAUGCCAGCAUCAAAAUAGCUGCGAUCGACCACGGUCUCGCGUUUCCGUUCAAACACCCGGAUUCUUGGAGGGCAUAUCCAUAUCAUUGGUCUUGGCUGUCGUACGCCAAAGAACCGUUCAGUGUGGAAACGAGAGAUUUGCUGCUUCCGAAACUAGAUGAUGACAAUUUUACCGAGGAAUUAAUAGAGGAUUUGAAGCGGCUUUUCAAGACUGACAAGGACUAUAACAGACAUACAUUUGAACGCCAGAUGUCUGUGUUGCGUGGUCAAGUUCUUAACCUUAGAGCGGCGUUAAAAGAAAGGAAGAGCCCAGUUCAGCUAGUACAGAUGCCUGUACAAACUGUGGAAAGAACGGAACCCGAUCCUGCGAUGACUGUAAGAAUCAAGGAUGCAUUAAGACAGCGAUUUCAGCCGAGGAGCCCAUUCUUCUCCUGGUUUUGA
Molecule: messenger RNA, 3840 nt
Organism: Notodromas monacha
Lineage: Eukaryota; Metazoa; Arthropoda; Ostracoda; Podocopida; Cyprididae
Source: the annotation of a GenBank genome assembly